Messenger RNA from Alnus glutinosa, 983 nucleotides. RefSeq names its product protein DETOXIFICATION 27-like. Gene Ontology annotation, molecular function: antiporter activity; xenobiotic transmembrane transporter activity. NCBI's taxonomy places the organism in Eukaryota, Viridiplantae, Streptophyta, Magnoliopsida, Fagales, Betulaceae. The annotation marks the transcript as partial. The record is from RefSeq and is a predicted model, not a curated record. Gene Ontology annotation, biological process: transmembrane transport. Gene Ontology annotation, cellular component: membrane. The transcript has a single exon.
AUUUGCUUCUGUAGGCUAUGGCGCAUUAUGGGUCCCGCCAUCUUCAGCCGCGUCGUUUCAUACAGCAUGAACGUUAUCACACAAGCCUUCGUUGGCCACCUUGGGGAAGUUGAACUCGCCGCCAUUUCCAUUGCCAACACUGUCAUCGUCGGCUUCAAUUUUGGCCUCUUGGUAACUGAUCGACGAAUCUCUUUGUGGGUGUUUGUGUUUGUAUGAAUUUUUUACGCUCUCUAACGUUCGCUUUUCGGUUUUUGGCGAUCAGUUAGGGAUGGGAAGAGCUACCACAUGUUGGGAAUAUACCUGCAAAGAUCAUGGAUUGUGCUCUUCCUGUUACCUUUUUACGUUUUCGCUACUCCGCUUCUGAAACUCCUAGGACAGCCCGACGACGUAGCGGAGUCGUCAGGGAUCGUGGCUUGUUGGCUAAUACCCUUUCACUUCAGCUUUGCGUUUCAGUUCCCAUUGCAGAGAUUCUUGCAGUCCCAGCUCAAGAACUCAGUGAUUGCGUGGGUUUCUUUCGUGGGUCUGCUAGUUAAUGCUUUAACCAGUUGGCUCUUCGUCUAUUUGUUUGAAGUUCUCGUUCUCGUCCAGCAACAUGUUCUCAGGCUUGAGGUCUCGGUGCGAGGUGGAAAAGUACAAGAAAAAUCUACUGGAAGUGCUUGCCUUCCCUUCCCUGAAUAUAUAACUUUGGGGAAAUAUUACUUUUACUACAGGUGCACAUGUUGUGCACUCCUGUAGUGCAGCAAUCAAGGCCCAUGACUUUUUAUCAAUGGGUGUACGUGGUCCAAAUUGUUACGCAGAGGACGGAGAUGUAUCUCCAAAAUUUUUCUCUUAAGAGAACAAACAGCGUCAAGUGGGUGAACACAGUCCAACGUUUUGCUUAAAUCCACAACGGAGUUUGCUAGCUACUCUCAAUCUGGUCCAUUCAUCUUGUAACAACAUAUAUGCUGUGAUUUGUUCACCAGCAUGCAAGCCGGAUCCUAGUC